Molecule: messenger RNA, 1641 nt
Organism: Cladophialophora psammophila CBS 110553
Lineage: Eukaryota; Fungi; Ascomycota; Eurotiomycetes; Chaetothyriales; Herpotrichiellaceae
Exons: 5
Coding region: 1-1641 (546 amino acids)
Source: RefSeq, a predicted model, not a curated record
AUGUCCACAGAACCCCCCUAUCUCGGAAUCAGCCGUCGUAAGUUGGAAGAGCGAGACAGCAAAAUCCCUGCGGAGUGGAGGAUAUCGAUGCCGGAGGACGACGACAACCUCCUCGGUUUGCCUCGGUCUUGCUCCUUGUUAUCGCAGCGAGAGCUGGACAUCACAGAGCAAAAUGACUCUGUCGCUCUGUUGGAGAAGAUCCGUGCGAGGGAGUAUAGCAGUGUCGAAGUGACGAGGGCGUUUUGUAAAAGAGCUGCCAUCGCGCAACAGGUUUUGAAUUGUCUGACCGAGAUCUUCUUCGACCAAGCCCUUGAGCGUGCGGCUUACCUUGACGACUAUCUCAACCGGAUAGGAAAACCCCUUGGCCCUCUGCAUGGCCUUCCGGUUGCUUUGAAAGACAGCAUCAAUGUAGCGGGCAUUGACUCGACCAUUGGCAUGGCGGCCUUCGCGUUCAAACCGGUCAAGAAGAACUCGGUCAUCGUCGACAUGCUCUUGUCACUGGGAGCCGUCAUGUACGUCAAAACCAAUGUCCCACAGUCGAUGAUGACACCGGAUACAGAGAACUUUGUAUUCGGGCAAUCUCGAAAUGCUAGAUCCAAGUACCUGACAGCCGCUGGGAGUUCUGGUGGGUUGGGGGCUUUACUUGGUAUUCGAGGAGCCUUGAUGGGAAUAGGGACUGAUGUCGGGGGCUCAGUAAGGAUCCCAGCUUAUUGCAAUGGAGUCUAUGCGGUCAAACCAUCUUCCGGUCGUCUUCCAUACCACAGGCUUCAGGGGUAUUUAACGGACGGAGCAGAGACCGUGGGGAUUCUGUGCGUUAAUGGGGUUUUGGCAGUGUCAAUGAGAGACUGCGAGCUUCUCCUUCGCUCGAUAUCGGAUGCGGAGCCCUGGCUGUAUGAUCCUGGAUGUAGUUAUUUGCCUUGGGACUCGCAACCUUUGCUGGAACGACCCCUGGUGUUUGGUGUCAUCUGGGAGGACCACGAAACAACCCCUUUGCCGCCCUUGCUUCGAAUCCUCAGAGAGACUUGCGACAAGCUGCGGACAAAUGGGCAUGAAGUCAUUGAUAUGGAAUUCUACAAAUGCGCCGAACUGGCCCAAAAUGCGGUUGGGAACUUCAAACUUGAAGGUGGAAAGGCUCUUGAUGGCGCUCGCAGUCUGACAGGAGAGCCAUACACGGAAUCGGUCAAACAAGGCGGCUUGUAUCCUUGCCCAGAAGGGACACUGUCCGAUCUGUUUGCGUUAAGUGCGCAGAGACUGCAACUUCAGACAGACUGGCUUCAAUACUGGGCGUCAACGGCGAAAAGCAGCCGCUCAGGUCGACCCGUGGAUGUGAUACUCUCUCCUGCACAGAGCUGUUUGCCACGGCCGCACGACACUUUGAUCCGCAGUCACUUCUCGCGGAUCUGGAACGUCCUCGACUAUCCUGCUGCGAUUGUGCAAUGUGGAGCCGUGGAUCUCAGCAAAGACAAUGUCGAAUUGCCUCCUCCUCGUGGUCCCAUGGAUGAGAGGGUUCAGUCUAUAUACACAAAGGAGAAGCGCCAGCGGUACGAAGGGUUCCCUAUCGGUUUACAGAUGGUUGGACAACGUCAGAUGGAGGCGAAAUUGGUCAAAGUGGCAUUGCUUGUCGAGAAAUUGGUCCGGUAA